AGAGUCCCUAGUUCUGUGGUUUAUGGAGGAGAGGACUGUGUGAGAAAUAAAAAUGGAAUAGGGAGAGAGCAGAGAAGUGGGAGUCGAACGAAGGAUGGAGAAGAAGACCAAAGUGUUCUUUUUUGGGGAUAAGCAUUGGAGGGAGGAACUCUUCUUCUCAGCUUUUCUGGACUCUUGAUUCUUCUACCGUCUUGAGGGUUUCAUCUUUAGUGAAACCAGAGAGGAGAACGGAAGGUGAAAUCAGAGUUUUGUUUUCUCUAUUUUUCUGAUUUAGCUGAGAAUUCCGAAGAGGUAACAUACAGAAGCCAAGAAAUCAACUUGAUUUUUGGUCUAUGGAACAUUGGAAUGGAGUUUUGAGGGUCCCGUUGGACCUUAAGCACAAGAAUUAUUACAGAGUUGCAGCAUCUCUUUGCUUCUCAUGUGCUUCAAGAAUGCUUAUUGUGCCUUCUGCAAAUGUGAUAUUCUUUAAUGGGGAUAGAGUUCAAGGGACUGGGAAUCCAGUAAUUGAGAGGCUCUCUGAUUUACAGAUAAUAGCUGAUGUUCUUGUUUCUAAAUUUGGUGGUUCUGUUAAUGCUUGGGUUAUUGAGGCAUCUGUUUUUAAUGGGCCUUUUGCGGUGUACAAUGAUUUCGUUCCUUCUGUGAAUCGAUGGGGGGAGCCGAAGUCAUACUCUGCUGUCGGAUUUCCAGCCUCUACAUCAACUAUUUCACUCUUAUCAAAUUUCCUUGAGGAGGCAAAGAAUAUCAUGCCAGUACAUAAGAAAGAACCAUGCUUGACCGGAGCAUCUGCAUCAUAUUUUUGUCAACCCACAACAUUAAUCCUUGGAUUUAGUAAGGGUGGAACUGUUGUUAAUCAGAUUGUUACUGAGUGCAGCCUCCUAGGAGUAAAAUCUCCAGAACAUCAAUCCCCAUUGAAGGAGCAACAAGUGGGUAGUGAAUUCACUAAAAUCACGGAAGAAAGCCAAAUCAUUCCAAGGACUAAGGAAAGCUUUCUAGACAGCAUAAAAGAAAUCCAUUAUGUGGAUGUUGGCUUGAAUUUAUGUGGAGCAUAUAUCACCGAUCCCAAUGUCAUUGAGAAUAUAUCGAAACGGUGUGCGCAGGGAGAUAAGAGCAUCCGUUUUGUCCUUCAUGGAACCCCUAGACAGUGGUGUGAUAGCCGAAGAGAUUGGAUUCGGGAGGAAAAGGACAAAUUGGUUCAUCUGCUUAAUUCUAGAGCUUGGAAGAGUAAUGGGAACUUGCAGGUUUGUGAAAGGUUCUAUUUUGCUGAUAGCCCUCCUGAUGUGCAAAUGCAUUUUGAGAUUAUUGAGAAAAUGGAUGUUAGUUGAGAGUUGAAAGUUGAUAAGCAUGUAAUGGAAUCUAGAUAUUGUAGAAAUGCUAUAAUAUCUGUGUAUAUGACUGUAAUAUAGAUUUCUUCUUGAGGAUCCUUUCCCUCUUUUUGUUGAGAGGAUUUACAGGUUUGUUUACUUCAAAUGUUAAGUUAUUUUAGUUGGUUGC
Molecule: messenger RNA, 1491 nt
Organism: Carica papaya (papaya)
Lineage: Eukaryota; Viridiplantae; Streptophyta; Magnoliopsida; Brassicales; Caricaceae
Cellular component (GO): mitochondrion
Source: RefSeq, a predicted model, not a curated record